GACCUCCCGCACGUAUAAAGUACGCGCGCGCGCGAUCGUGCCCAUGGCAUGCGCGCACCAAACCAAAUCCAAGUCAAGAGCUCCUCGAGGGAGGAGGCACGAUCGAGCGCGUAGCGUCGCACGCGAGGAGUCAAGGCCGACCACGAGCGGGCUCGACGGAGCGAGGCGUGGCCAUGAGCCGGGCGGCGGGCGGCGGAGCGGAGCGGUGGCGCCGGUACACGGGCGUGCGGCGGCGGCGGUGGGGGAAGUGGGUGUCGGAGAUCCGGGUGCCCGGCACGCGGGAGCGCCUGUGGCUCGGGUCCUACGCCACGCCCGAGGCCGCCGCCGUCGCGCACGACGCCGCAGCCUACCUCCUCCGCGGCGGCGCCGGCGGGCUCAACUUCCCGGAGCGCGCGGCCCGCUACCACGCGCGCGGGCACGGGCUGGCGCCCCUGUCGCCGGGGUCGGUGCAGCGCGUGGCGUCCGACGCCGGCAUGGCCGCCGACGCGCAGCUCGUGGGCGCCGGGGAGCGCGCGCUGGCGCUGGCGCCGGCGCCCGGGCAGGUCGCCGCCGGCGUCGGCAUUGGCAUCUCACAAGGCGGUGAAGGUGCAAGAGAACAAUGGCCGUAUGCGACGUGCAGCAACGAUAGUGGUGCCACGUAUUGGUGUACGCCGUAUGCGGACGGGAGUAGGAGCUCGAGCGCUGGUAGCGAGCAGCUUGUUUAUGGGGAUAUUAGCGUAGACGAUAUGGAGAUCUUGAUGUAACUAGAUAGCAGAAGAAACAAACGGAAUCACUGUGAUUUUCAAAAUUCGGCAUAAUUUUUUUUUUUAAAUCGGACGAUAUAUACAUACAUAGCGCUCUUUUUUCACUUCCAACAUACACGAAACAAAGAAGAU
Phragmites australis (common reed) is the source of this 875-nucleotide messenger RNA. Its product is annotated as ethylene-responsive transcription factor RAP2-9-like. Gene Ontology annotation, molecular function: DNA binding; DNA-binding transcription factor activity. The record is from RefSeq and is a predicted model, not a curated record. The transcript has a single exon. The coding region runs from base 174 to 743 and encodes 189 amino acids. Gene Ontology annotation, biological process: regulation of DNA-templated transcription. NCBI's taxonomy places the organism in Eukaryota, Viridiplantae, Streptophyta, Magnoliopsida, Poales, Poaceae.